Molecule: messenger RNA, 708 nt
Organism: Botrytis byssoidea
Lineage: Eukaryota; Fungi; Ascomycota; Leotiomycetes; Helotiales; Sclerotiniaceae
Exons: 2
Coding region: 180-377 (65 amino acids)
Source: RefSeq, a predicted model, not a curated record
UCAUCAUCAUAACCAAAAACUCCUCAAUACCCAACUAGCAUCAAAGAAUAUUCAAGCUCGCUCCGCAACAAGUUCUUCCUCUCAAACACACACCCCUCCAAUCCACCCUCUCUGCGCAUAGAAACCAUUCAAAACAUCUCACACACUCCACAUCCACACGAUCUCAAAACUUCCACAAAAUGGCACCAAAAGCCCAACGUGUUGUCGUCGAGCGCGCCGGCCGUCGCCCCGCUCAACCAAAAGGUUAUUUCGCAAGCACGUAUACUGCGUUGACGGCGCCGGAAAAUGCAAGUGUGGUUAGGAGUAUUGGAGUUUUUGGCAUUGCGGUUGCGUUUUUUUCGAGCAGUUGGAGCGAGUAUCUUUUGCCGCCUUUGUAAAGAAUGAAUGGCGAUGGCGAUUGAGAAUGCUAUGGGAAUGAAAUAUCGAUAUGCGGAAUCGAUAUGGGAAAGGCGAGAGAUGAUGAUGAGAGGGGAUACCUUAAAUGACGACAACAAUGUACAAUGGAUUAGGUCGCAGAUGAAAAUACAGCAGUUGGUGGAAGAAAUGUAUGAUAGGAUGGAUGCAUGAAGGACGGAUAUGAAAACGAUGGGAUGUGAUAUCGCGAGGAUGGUCCAGAAAACUCGGAAUCUGUAUACAUCGGGAUGGAAACGAGGCGUUGAUACUUAUUAUGAAUGGAUCUCUACUUCCUCUAUACACUAUUAUUGGAUG